Aspergillus novofumigatus IBT 16806 is the source of this 1817-nucleotide messenger RNA. Its product is annotated as PI-PLC domain-containing protein. The transcript has 3 exons. The coding region runs from base 147 to 1502 and encodes 451 amino acids. The record is from RefSeq and is a predicted model, not a curated record. Gene Ontology annotation, molecular function: phosphoric diester hydrolase activity. Gene Ontology annotation, biological process: lipid metabolic process. Lineage: Eukaryota; Fungi; Ascomycota; Eurotiomycetes; Eurotiales; Aspergillaceae.
CUCUGAAGAGCUCAUUCAUUCGGUAGGGCGAUACAACGAGUUGAUUGCAAACUCAGUUUAUAGCCUUUAACACUGAGAUAGAACGACCUAUAUGAUCUGAUUUCAGUUUCCAGCCUGUCCGAACCACAUCGUCCCUCGCAGCAACAAUGCAGUUGUUAACUUGUUGGCUGCCACUGUUGGUGGCAGCAGCCAUUCCUCUGACGCUGGCUGCAAAAGAUACCUCUGCUACUAGCACCACAACAGCGACCAAUGCUCUCUUCACCAUCACAGGAACAAUCACAGACCAUGUCAGCGAUGCAACUUUGCCUACCGGCACUUAUCUCUCCUAUACUUCCACUCUCACUCUUUCCACCGACAGCGAUGGCAAAGUCCUCUCCUCGACCGCUGCGAUUAACGCUACCGCUGUUGGUAAUUCGACCAUUCAUACCACUUCCACAGAUACAAUGACGAGAUUGGUCGGCAAUGCCACGGCGAAUGCCACUAUGACUGCGUCGGCGUCGGCUUCGGCAUCUCCCGUUGUCAACACUCAGCCUUGCAAUGGCCAUCCCGAAUUCUGCGCUCGCAAGUACUCAAACAUCACCAUGGUGGCCGCUCACAACAGUCCCUUUGUGAAACCAGGCAAUGCUGCUGCGAACCAAGCGUUGGAGGUGGUCAGUCAAUUGAACGACGGUAUCCGAAUGCUGCAAUUUCAGACUCACUAUGAAAACGGCACCAUGUAUCUCUGUCAUACCAGUUGUGAUCUACUCUACGCGGGCACCCUGACUGAGUAUCUCACUGAGGUCACCCAAUGGAUACGACAGCAUCCGUACGACGUGGUCACCAUUCUGAUUGGGAACUACGACUAUGCCGCACCGGGAAAUUUCUCCAAGCCGAUCGAGGACUCGGGCCUGUUAGAUCUGGUCUAUACGCCUCCGAAGAUUCCCAUGGCCCUGGACGACUGGCCAACCUUGUCGACCAUGAUCCUGUCCGGCAAGAGAGCCGUCGUGCUUAUGGACUAUCAAGCCAACCAAACUGCUCUUCCGUGGCUUAUGGACGAAUUUUCCCAAAUGUGGGAGACGCCCUUCUCGCCAACCGACCCGACUUUCCCCUGCACCGUUCAGCGUCCCCCCGGUCUCUCAAAUGAGGAUUCUCAUAAUCGCCUGUACAUGGCCAACCACAACUUGAACGUCCAGAUCAACGUUGCAAAUAUCGAUCUGCUCAUCCCCAACACUGCGGAAUUGAACCAGACGAAUGCCGUGUCCGGACCGGGUAGUCUUGGACGGAUGGCCGAGAACUGCACUACCAUGUGGAAUCGACCCCCCAACUUCCUCCUCGUCGACUACUACAACUAUGGCAACUUCAAUGGCUCUGUUUUCGAAGUAGCAGCCCAGAUGAACAACGUUACCUACAACGGCGAAUGCUGUGGAUCCACUUCAGCUGCUCCUAGCUUGAUGCCGGCAGGGAGCCUGUGGAGCGCGCUGUUAGUUGUUGCAGGUGUUCAUUUGUUCGCCUCGAUCUUCUAACUUGAGGUUUGGACUUCACUGUAUUCACCAUCACCACAUAGACUUCGGCUUUUUGUCUACUUGAGUGCGUCUGGAGUUGUGGGUUGCCAUUUACAUUGAGCAUUAUCUUUCAUGAUGAUAUGACUGCAUCGAUACAUUCGACAUUGUACAUAUGUUUGUUCAUAUAGCAUCCUUCCUCUACACAGGAGUAUAUUUAGGCAUAGAAAUAGGGAUUGUUUUGCAUCAUGAUCCUCAAGAUGGAUCUGACUGCUAUAUGAGAACAAUGGGAAUGGGUCAUCUGCACAUAUGUUUGAGUGAACUUCAUAUACAUUCGCC